Cyprinodon variegatus (sheepshead minnow) is the source of this 702-nucleotide messenger RNA. Its product is annotated as GTPase IMAP family member 7-like. The record is from RefSeq and is a predicted model, not a curated record. Lineage: Eukaryota; Metazoa; Chordata; Actinopteri; Cyprinodontiformes; Cyprinodontidae. Gene Ontology annotation, molecular function: GTP binding. The transcript has a single exon. The annotation marks the transcript as partial.
GAAGAACAAGAGCAGUGCCUCAGGAUGGUCCUAGUUGGAAAAACUGGAUCUGGGAAGAGUGCAGCAGGAAACACCAUUUUGGGACGGAAUUGUUUCAAAUCUAUCGCCAACUCCACCUCAGUAACAUUGAUGUGUCAGAAAGAAACAGCUGAGUUUGAGGGUCAGAUUCUGUCUGUAAUUGAUACUCCAGGUCUGUUUGAUACGAAAAAGGAUCAGAAGUAUGUCAUCGAAGAGAUUGGAAGAUGCAUGAUUUUCUGCACUCCUGGUCCUCACGUCUUUCUAGUUGUGAUCCAGGCAAACAGAUUCACAAAGGAAGAACAAGAAACAGUAAAACUCAUCAAGAGGGUUUUUGGAGAGAAGGCAGCACAUUACACCAUGGUGCUGUUCACUCAUGGAGAUGAUCUGGAGUGGGACACGGUUAAUAUUAUUGAUUUUAUAGGGGAAAAUCAAUCUCUCCAGGAUUUCAUCUCUCAGUGUGGUGGAGAGUAUCAUGUGUUCAACAACCGAUCCCAGGAUCCAUCCCAAGUUACAGAGCUGCUUAUGAAAGUUAACAGGAUGGUUCAGCGAAAUGGAGGAACCUACUUCACCAACGAGAAGAUUCAAAAAGCUCAAAGAGUAAAAAUAGAAGCUGUUCUGACCAUCAUGAACCAAAACCCUGGAAUAAGUGUUAGAGAGGCGAUCAGAGAAGCAGAAAAUGAAUCU